UCACACUCUCCGGUGUUGAGAAUGAUUUAUAAUCACACUCUCCUGUGUCACCCAAAUGAGGAUGGGUUCCCUUUUUGAGUCUGGUUCCUCUCAAGGUUUCUUCCUCAUACCAUCUAAGGUGUGUGUGUGUGUGUGUGAGUGAGUGUAUGUGUGAGUGAGUGUGUGUGUGUGUGUGAGUGUGUGUGAGUGUGUGUCUGUGUGUGUGUUUGUGAGUGUGUGUGUGUAUGAGUGAGUGUGUGUGAGAGUGUGUGUGUGUGAGAGAGAGGGAUAUGCUACAGGUCACUACUGAUCUCUCUGCUGCUUGACCUUUGAGCGUCACGUGACUGAGACUGAGCCGCAGAAACGAUCAUGAAGUUCAUGAAGCUUUUCAGACACUUAAAGACAAACAUCAUUGGCAUGAUCCAUGUAGGAGCUUUACCUGGAACUCCACUCCACAGAUCUCCAGUUCCUGAGCUCCUGGAGCAAGCCUGUAGAGAAGCAGAAGUUUAUCAGCAGGAGGCAGUAGAUGGGUUGCUGAUUGAGAACAUGCAUGACGUGCCGUAUUUAAUGUGCUGUAAAUGUUCAGGGCUGGAUUUUAUCCGAGCAGAAGGCUUUGUGUUUUCUCAUGUGGCUGAUGAAGGUCUGAUGAACGCAUGCGCUGGUGAACUGCUGAGAUAUCGCAGGCACAUUGGAGCAGAACACAUUCAGAUAUUUACUGACAUAAAGAAGAAGCACAGUGCUCAUGCGCUCACAGCUGAUGUGUGUGUUGCUGAGACGGCGAGGGCUGCUGAGUUUUUCCUCUCUGAUGGUGUGGUGGUCACUGGACCUUCCACUGGAGUUCAGGCAAAUCCUCAGGAGCUGACCGAGGUGAUGCGCUCGGUCCAGAUCCCGGUUCUGAUCGGUUCUGGAGUGACUCAGGAGAACAUGGAAGAUUAUCUGCAGGCUGACGCUCUGAUUGUCGGCUCACAUUUUAAAAGCGGCGGCCGCUGGGAGAACGGUGUGGACCCCGUGAGAGUGAAGAGGUUCAUGGAGAAAGUCCAGAAACUCCGCAACUGACCGCUGAAUCAGCUUCCUGUUAAU
Hemibagrus wyckioides is the source of this 1059-nucleotide messenger RNA. RefSeq lists its product as uncharacterized. Lineage: Eukaryota; Metazoa; Chordata; Actinopteri; Siluriformes; Bagridae. The transcript has 6 exons. The record is from RefSeq and is a predicted model, not a curated record. Bases 349 to 1035 code for a protein of 228 amino acids.